Cylicostephanus goldi is the source of this 522-nucleotide messenger RNA. The record is from the annotation of a GenBank genome assembly. NCBI's taxonomy places the organism in Eukaryota, Metazoa, Nematoda, Chromadorea, Rhabditida, Strongylidae.
AUGAUUUAUUACAAGACACUACAAGUUGGAUGUAGUCACGAUAUCUGCGAAAAGACCACCAAUAAAGUUGCUAUUGCAUGCGUUUAUAGCGAGAUGCCAAAAGUUGGAGAACCUCUUUAUCUUGAAAACAGUACGAAAGUUGGUUGCACUAGAAAGUGGUGCAAGGAAAUAGUGUCGAAUGCUGAUUGUGACAAAUACGAUGCUGCAGUAGCCGAUGCAGAUCAAAGCCCUACAGCAGGUCUGUGCUGUACAGAUGCAGAAACAAUAGAUGAAACUACUACCAGCGCCAAGGUCACUAGCACACCAGCUCCGACAACAACAGAAGCUGCCACAACAACACCAGCUGCAACAACAACAACGCCAGCUGCAGCGACAACAACACCAGCUGCAGCUUCAACGACCCCAGCUCAAGCGUCAUCGUCUUCGGCGGCAGGUCAAGCAACCACAACCCCAGGAUCGAGUGGUUGUAUGACGGAAGACAUUAGAAAUCAAGUGAUUACCACAUUUAACGAGAAACGGUAA